Molecule: messenger RNA, 1310 nt
Organism: Rhopilema esculentum
Lineage: Eukaryota; Metazoa; Cnidaria; Scyphozoa; Rhizostomeae; Rhizostomatidae
Source: RefSeq, a predicted model, not a curated record
UGUCCGACCUCAUCCUCGUGUUUCGUCAAUAUGGCGGAGAUGGAGAUCGAAUCUGGUGGAGGUGGCGAGAAACAAAGUAUCAUUGCUGCGGGCAUUAAAUGUGAAUGUACCCAGUCGAUUUUAACGAGAGCAGAUGGUUCGGCGUCAUUUAAGCAAGGUGCAUCAGAAGCUCUUGCAGCUGUUUACGGUCCAGUAGAGGUGAAAAUGAACAAAGAAAUUAUAGAUAAAGCUACAGUAGAAUGUAACUAUAGAGUUAAAUCUGGAUUACCGGGUAAUGCUGAAAAGGUUGUGGAAAGACUAAUAAGAAAUAGCUGUGAUUCAGUAAUUCUAAGUUCUUAUAGCCCAAGAUCAGCAAUUUCAAUUAUUGUUCAAGUUGUUAAUGAUGGAGGACUGCUGUUAUCAUGCGCUCUCAAUGCAGCCUUUAUGGCUCUAGUUAAUGCAGAUAUUCCAUUGAAGUGCAUGGCAGCUGCUGUGACUUGCUUUAUCUCAAAAAAUGGCAAGAUCUAUUUCAAUAAUUCACAAGAUGACGAUCAGGUACCAGUCGCUACAUUUACGUUUGUUUUCGAAAGUAUAAACUAUGACAUCAUCAGCACACUAUCAAAGGGUACAUUUUCUACAGAGCAGUACUUUGGUUGUUUGGCUGCAAGUAAAGAAGCAGUAAAAUCUAUUUUCUCGUUCCAAAGGAAAGCACUCGAGCGGGGAAUGUCAUUAGAAAAGAAAACAUAGCCGCCUCAUCAUUCUUUUUUGAACCAAUUUCCAGACUACAUUGAAAGACGCCGCUCUUCCGUUGCACGACAAAAGUAAACAGUUUGCCAGAUGCCGAAAAAGCUAUAAACGAUGCCGUGCGUUGUGUAAUGACUCACUAGCCCAGAGUCAAAUUUACCCAUAAAUUCCUUCACACUGUUGGUGAAUUGCUAAGUGCUGAGAUAAAGACAAGGUUUAUUAACGUGUAAAGCAGUGUAACAGUGAAAUUGUAGACACCGUGAAAAACAAACAAGUUCCGAAUAUGGAACUGAGAAGAAGAUGCAACAAAAAUUGGUGAAAUUCUUAACUGCUCACUACAGUUAAAAAUAAUCAAGAUGAUGUUUUCAAGUUCAUCGGUGCUGGCCUUAUAUGACUAAAUUUUAAGCAAAAAUUUGUUGAAAUAAUUCUACAGUGCUUUUGUAUGUGAAUGGAAGCAAUUAAGAACUGUAGCAAAUUAUUGUAGUAUUGUAGCAAAGCCAUAGGCCUAGGGCAUCUCUGCCUAGGGCUAGUUUUAUUUGAUUUUGCAAACACGAAUUUUUGUUAAAAAAAAAUGUUCGGAAUAAGUA